This is a messenger RNA of Colletotrichum orchidophilum, 774 nucleotides long. RefSeq lists its product as uncharacterized. The transcript is spliced from 2 exons. The record is from RefSeq and is a predicted model, not a curated record. Lineage: Eukaryota; Fungi; Ascomycota; Sordariomycetes; Glomerellales; Glomerellaceae. Bases 1 to 774 code for a protein of 257 amino acids.
AUGUUCAUUUUAACAACCCUCUCACUCUUCUUCUGCGUGCUCGCUACCGGAACCCACGCCGCGACAACUCUAGCUCGAUGCAACGCAGACAAGUACUCCGUGCCCUCACUGCCGUUCAACAUCUGCAUUUCCGCCGCGUCUGCUUUCUGCGCAACCAUCACGGCCGGCGGCACAACGGCGACAAACUUUCCCACCCGUGCAACCUCCGCCUGCGGCACCUCCGCCUCGUUGUACAUCUCCGCCUGCGCCUGCGGCCCCACGUGCUCAGCAAUACCCACGCCCACGCCCACGCCCACCCCGUGCGCAGCGUCCGGCAGCAGCCUCGUCGCCAACGGCGAUUUCGAAUGCGGCAUCGCACCUUGGAUCGUCCAAAAUCUGGACCAAUUCGCCCGUGCCGGCGUCACCUCUAAAUUCGCGCACACCGGCCAGCACUCUUUUGAGUCGAGACUGCUGUAUGACCGGUCUUUGCAGAACCCUGCUGUCAGCGUGAGGCUGUCCAGUCCCGUAAUUUCCGUGCAGCCGAAUGUACCGUAUAGGCUGACCUUCUGGUCCUACUUUGAUAAUCACGCGGCAGGGUUUAUCGGGAUCCAGUUCAACGGAGAACCCAAGAGGACCCUUGAUGCUGGCGAUGGGGCAGGCUGGGGCGUCUGGAAGUCGUUUUCAGUGGACUACACGCCCCUCACGGAUAAGCUCGAUUUCACACUAGAGUUCUUGUAUGGGAGAGUUGCGAGCGUCGUUCGUGUUGAUGGGAUUGUCUUUGAUUACAUCCACUAG